AUGGAAGCAGACACGGUAAUCGCCCCAGACAUCCGCGGAUGUGGCGACUCGUCUAUCCCCACUUCGAAGAACUACACCGCUGCAGCCGCGAGUGCAGACCUCAAGGCCAUCCUAGACUACCUCAACAUCUCAUCCACAUAUGUCUUCGCGCACGAUAAGGGUGUAGGACUAGCGACUUCCCUCGCUAUCGAACAUCCUUCGCUCGUCAAAGCCAUCAUCCUCGCCGAAUACGCUCUCCCAGGAUAUGGAUAUCCUUUAACCGUCCAGAGUCCUAGCUUAUAUCAGAACUGGCAGCUUGCGUUCUUUGCCGUGCCUGAUGCAGCUGAGUUCUUCGUUCGAGAUCGCGAGAAACAGAUGUUGAGUUGGUAUUUCUUUCAUGCGAGUUAUUCUGGUACAGCGGCUGUGAGUGACAAUCAUUUGCAAAGGUAUACGAAUGAGAUUGCGAAGCCGGGAUUUCUGAGGAGCGGUAUGGAAUACUUUGCGGCGGCGUGGGAUGACGAGGCAUACUUUACUUCCAUUUUUGGAAGUGGACAUAGGUUGCAGAUGCCGUUGUUGGCGCUGGGUGGUGAGGUGAGCUUUGGGCCUGUGUCGCUGUUGGAACAGGUAUGGUCGCAGAUCGGCGAUGACAUUGUCGCUGAGUCGAUCCCGAAGGCUGGGCACUGGAUUGGUGAGACCUUUUUCUUGGGUAGCAUCUCAGCUAUAGCAAAAGAGCUAACGACGGUACAGGCGAUGAGAAUCCGAUUUGGACUGGUAAUCGCGCCUUACGCUUCUUUGAAGAAGCUGGGGAGGUGA
Molecule: messenger RNA, 792 nt
Organism: Alternaria novae-zelandiae
Lineage: Eukaryota; Fungi; Ascomycota; Dothideomycetes; Pleosporales; Pleosporaceae
Exons: 1
Coding region: 1-792 (263 amino acids)
Molecular function (GO): hydrolase activity
Source: RefSeq, a predicted model, not a curated record